GUUGGCUAAGAAUCAACAAUUCCUAAUGCAUAAUUAUGGACACUUGCGAAAAGCUUUGUUAACAAACAAUUAAAUAGGUAAAUUUGGACAACCUAAAAGCGGAUCUUGGAUCGAAUUUAUGGGAAAGCGGUGCUAUCAUCAAUCAGAACUAUGAGUAAAUUGAACUUCAAGAAUGUUGCACUUGGAGAUCUGUAAUAUUUUAAUCUCGUGCACGGCACUCUUAUUAUUGCUUGGCAAUGUGGUUGGAGUUGUAGCCCCACAGAAUGUUAGCCGCGUCCCUGUAUCGACUUUAAUGCCAACGGAUCUAAUUUCCGAGCAUCAAGAUAAAAUGACAACAAUAUCUACAACAUUUACAACUUCGGGCAAUAGCAUAGACAACACCAGCAACAGCAAUAAUUCUCUCAGAAUUGCGAAUAAUAAUAUUCCAAUACCCAUAGGAUCUAACAGCAUUGAUGGGCAAAGGCAUAAUCUGAAUGUAAAACUUUUAAAAGGUGAAAUCACAGGUUUAAGCGUAAAUGUCUCACUGUUUAUGCAAAAAAUUCCUCGACUACAGGUGCACUGGCAAGACAACUUGCCCAUAGAUACCACAUACAAUAUACUUGUGAGUGCUGUAAAUAGCACUCGCUGUCCGGACGCCCCCUGCAGUGAGUACACAAUUAAGGGAAAACCCUCAAAAUACAUUUAUUUGCCACAGAGUCCGAAUCCCAAUGUGGAAUCUGUCGAUUGCAAUUAUAUGUUCGGUUGCCAAUACAAUGUUACAGUGGAGACAUCGAAUUUACUCGCUCGACGCUCAAUGCGUGUAUUUAUACCACAUUGUGUGGCCGGCAAAUGCUCAUGUCAGCUGUCGCCGAUGCCACCCAAAGUACUUGCUAGGGCCAAAAUGCAAGCCAAUGAUACAAUAAACAUUGCCUUCACCAUUCAAGCCAGCGAGCAACUACGCAAAGAGCAGGACAGUCAUCUGCACGAGACUUUACAAACCUAUAAUAUGCAAGUCAAAAUCAAUGAGGAAAGCAAUCCCUCGCUGCCCUGGGGUGGUGUUCUAAAAAAUCUGGUCAACCGGGUGUACAAUGUCAGUGAAUUGAACUUUAAGCCAACAGUCAAGGGAUAUGAUGGAAACAUGACCAUAAAGCUGAACAAACAAUUGAAGGAUAAGGCCUCCCUUAACCUCCAGGCGCUUAUUAUAGACUCCAAUGGAUGUGAGGGGCAACGAAGUGUUUUCAAAUUUCUAGUGCCCCCUCAUCCCCAAAUACUAAACAACGAUGCAAAUUUGAACAAUUCUCUCAUCAUAAUGGCAACCUUGCUUAUAGCCGUGAUUCUUACCGGAUUAUUACUGUUUUUGUUGCGUCGUCGACGAACCAGAAACAAUGCACAGAUACAAAAAGAGCAAAUUUACAUGCAAUCCUUUGGUGCUGCGUCAGUUCAAAUGGAAGAUAACAUUAACUAUGUGGAUAAGUAUGUGGAGCAAUCACAGGCUCUGGGUCUGGCGGAUAUAUUCGAGGUGCCACACUCGGCUAUUCACAUCGGACAAAUGUUGGGCGAGGGCGCCUUUGGGCGUGUCCAUGAGGCGACAGCCGUCAACCUACGGCGAAUGCGGGGCACAACAAUUGUGGCCGUUAAGCAGCUGAAGGCAAAUCCAUCGGCUGAUGAGGUUGCUGAAUUUCUUUCGGAAAUCGAGAUGCUGAAGGGCGUGGGCACUCAUCAUAAUGUGGUUUGCUUCUUGGGCUGCUGCACCAUCCGGGCGCCAUAUUUGAUGAUCAUGGAGUAUGUGGGGCGUGGCAAUCUGUUAAAUUAUUUGCGUGCAGUGCGUCAGGAAUUAGGACAAUCUAAAUCACGCAAUGCUAAUUCAACAAGCUGUAAAACUGUUAGGCCCAACUCUGGAGGUGCUGCAAAGUCCCAGACCGUUAACUAUAUCGAAUUAAAGGCCUCCAGCCAAAGCAACGAGCUGGAUAAAUCCAUAUCCUCCAGCUCUUCCCCUUUUCCAGCUUCUGGUGAUGCUACAAGCAAUGAUGUUGCCCACAAGCUGCCGAUGCCCUCUUUUUCGGAAACUACAUAUACCAUUGUGGAGGAUGACGAACCAUUCGAGUACAUACUCGACAACAAGGAAUUGCAUCAUUUUGCACUGCAAAUUGCGAAUGGAAUGCGCUUUCUGGAGGAGCAAGAGAUUACACAUCGUGACCUGGCGGCCCGCAAUGUGCUUAUUGACAACAACAAGACAUUAAAGAUUUCUGAUUUCGGACUUUCGAGACAUGGCAUAUAUACGAACACAAGGACACGAAAAUUGCCAUUGCGCUGGCUGUCAAUUGAGGCUAUUCGAGAUAACUUAUACUCCAGCAAAAGCGAUAUUUGGGCCUAUGGUGUGGUGCUUUGGGAGAUUGGCACAUUAGGCGCGUCCCCUUAUCCAACAAUUAGUAACAGCGAGCUGAUACCGUUUCUACUGUCGGGCAAUCGCCUGGAGCGACCUGACAUUUGUACACCUCAAGUGUAUACCAUAAUGUUACAGUGCUGGCUUGAGGAUCCCGAGGAGCGACCCACCUUUGAUGCGCUAUACAAGGUAUUAAGUCCAAAGACAACAUAUGUGGACAUUAACAGUCUGAGCGAUGACUACGUAUUUCCACCAAUUAAAGAAUAAAUUUAAUUGUAGUUAUUAUAUAAUCUUAUCUUACGAUAUCUAGAUGUAUUAUUAAAAACUAUUCUAGCCUCUUGUAAUGCUUUUAUAAAGCAUGUCCGGGGGCAGUAUAUAUGUACUGAUCC
Molecule: messenger RNA, 2751 nt
Organism: Drosophila innubila
Lineage: Eukaryota; Metazoa; Arthropoda; Insecta; Diptera; Drosophilidae
Product: vascular endothelial growth factor receptor 2
Exons: 15
Coding region: 173-2629 (818 amino acids)
Biological process (GO): protein phosphorylation; cell surface receptor protein tyrosine kinase signaling pathway; multicellular organism development
Cellular component (GO): signaling receptor complex
Molecular function (GO): transmembrane receptor protein tyrosine kinase activity; ATP binding
Source: RefSeq, a predicted model, not a curated record